UUGAGAUACCAAGAAUCGUGUCUUGGUUGAUGCUAUCCUUUAUACUCUGUCGCGAAGUUCCUGCACUUUUUCAAAAGGUUUCGAGGUUGCUUGCUGCUCUGUUCAUUCUUUCUACCUCAAUAAGGACUUUUUCUUUGUCUUCGGGUAAGGCACUCUCUGAAAGUCAGUGGGCCUCAUAUUUUCAUCAAGCUUCACUUGGUGCUCAUCUUAACCACCAGCUCUUUACUAGUAUGAUUGGGAAGCAAAAAGCCCAAAAUCCUAUGGAUCUUGAGGUUUCUUGUCCAUCUAGUGCAACUUUCAUUGGUUCAGCAAGAAUCAAGGCACUCAGGUUUGCACCUGAAUUGCUUCAAGAUCUUGAAGGAUAUGUUGUAAAAUUUUUUGAGCGUCUUCCUCGUACUACGGUCAUAUGUGUUAGCUUGCUCGGAGGCGCUUAUACCAGUUUGUUGAAAGAAUUGUUGCUUUAUCCUUCCUCCAUUCAUGCAUGGAUUCUUUUUUCCCGGCUGAAGUCAAAUUGCCAACCUGUUGUCAUACUUUUACCUGUGGAUUCAAUCUUAGAAGUCGGAUCAGAUGAUGAUGCAAAUUCUGGCUCUGGGAUCCCGUAUGAUGACAAAAAAAUUGUUCAAAGGUGGCACUGUCCUUGGGGCUACACAGCGAUUGAUGAUGUAGCCCCUUUGUUCAGACAGAUAUUGGAGCAGAACUAUUUAUCAUCUUCAAUCUAUCCUUCAGAAGAUACAAAAAAGAACAGGUCAUUAUGGUGGAUGCAGAGGAAGAGGCUUGAUCGGCACCUUGCUAAAUUGUUGAGUGAUUUGGAAGAUUCAUGGUUUGGUCCUUGGAAGUACCUACUUUUGGGGGAAUGGUCAGGUUGCAAGCACCUGGAUUCUGUACAAAAGAAACUGGCAGAUGAUUUGAAAUGUGAAUAUAGGGUGGAUGUACAAGAGAGUCUUCUGAAAGUUAUUCUUGGAGGUGCUAAAUAUGUCUCUGAAAGAGAAGAAUGUGUUUUACAGCUGAUAUUAAACAAAGGAUGUUAUAUUGGUGGGGAGGAAUAUCGUGAUCAUGGAAUGUCCAGUACAUUGCCUAACACUUGUACUGGAGUAGAAGGUGUGUCCCAAUCAGUCUUCAAACUGAUACUUGAAACAGCCCAUGAGAUCGAAGAACAAGAAUGUGUAAAUAGAGAACCAAUUAUUCUUGUUUUGGAUUUUGAGGUGCAGAUGCUUCCAUGGGAGAAUCUACCAAUACUAAGAGAUCAAGAGGUCUAUCGCAUGCCCUCUGUUGGCAGCAUCUCUGCCACACUUGAGAGAUGCUGCCACCCUCAACAACACAUUGGGGUUGAUGCUUCAGUAUUUCCGAUUAUAGAUCCUCUGGAUGCCUAUUAUGUGUUGAAUCCCAGUGGUGAUCUUAGUGGCACACAGAUUGAAUUUGAGAACUGGUUUAGAAAUCAAAACAUUGAGGGAAAGACAGGAAUUGCACCAACAGUUGCAGAAUUGACUGUCGCCUUGAAAAGCCAUGACCUCUUUAUUUAUUUUGGCCACGGAAGUGGGGCACAAUAUAUUCCUGGGCAGGAGAUUCAGAAACUUGAAAGCUGUGCUGCUACUCUCCUGAUGGGCUGCAGCAGUGGAUCUCUAUCUCUGAAUGGGUGUUACACCCCACAAGGUGCUCCCCUCUGCUAUCUUUUAGCAGGUUCUCCAGUUAUAGUUGCUAAUUUAUGGGAGGUGACGGACAAGGAUAUUGAUCGAUUUGGUAAAGCCAUGCUUGAUGCAUGGGUCAGAGAAAGAUCGGCUGCUUCAAUAGAUUGUUCUCAGUGCAAUUUAAUUUCAAAUGAAUUUAAGUCCAUGAAUAUAGGUGGGUCUAGACGAAAUGGUAAGAAAAAAUUGUCAAGGAAGAAAUCACCUGAAGCUUGCAAUAUUAGUGCAUGUAAUGAUAGUUGUAACCACAGACCAAAGAUUGGAUCAUUUAUGAGUCAAGCUCGAGAAGCUUGCACUCUUCCUUUUUUGAUUGGAGCAUCACCAGUGUGUUACGGAAUCCCAACUGGUAUAAAGGAAAAGAAAGAUUUGUAGCAUUGUGUAAAUCUAUUGUGCCCCUUAAAUAGUGUAUCCUCAAAUCGUGGACCUCUUGUUCUCCAUUCUUUUACACAAGAUCACGUGGCGCAACCUGCUGGCCAUUAAGAUUUUCCAUACACAGGAUUACUGUAGCUUCCCCUUCUGGUUUCUGAUACUGAAAUGAGGUUGCUGUCCUUUUUCUCCUGUUACCCCCUUGUAUGGGUCACCUGUUUUAAAGUUGUGACGGUACGAGAAUAUCAUAUAUUUAAAUUUGAUUUGUAUGUAAUGCCACGGC
Molecule: messenger RNA, 2331 nt
Organism: Ilex paraguariensis (yerba mate)
Lineage: Eukaryota; Viridiplantae; Streptophyta; Magnoliopsida; Aquifoliales; Aquifoliaceae
Source: the annotation of a GenBank genome assembly